UAUGGUCCCAUCAACAUGAUGUUGACUACAUACUUCACUGCAGACCACAAUUUCAUUGUAAAAAAACAACCUCACCAUUAUCAAGCUAUUGAUGCAGGUGGGUGCAUAUCUAUGGAUUCAUAUGGGCAAGUUGUUGGUUUAUUCUUAGAUGAUGAAAUCCCUAACUUUGUGGUUUCAAAUGUAGGAUCCGAGCUUGAUCACGAUGUCCUUUUCCUCAUUUUCAAAGUGAAGAGGAAAAAUAGUCAAUUAGUUUGCUAUGUAUCCAAGCAGAUAGAGCAAUACAUCUCAUGGAUGUGUGAU
Suillus clintonianus is the source of this 300-nucleotide messenger RNA. RefSeq lists its product as uncharacterized. The transcript has a single exon. The record is from RefSeq and is a predicted model, not a curated record. NCBI's taxonomy places the organism in Eukaryota, Fungi, Basidiomycota, Agaricomycetes, Boletales, Suillaceae. The annotation marks the transcript as partial.